Molecule: messenger RNA, 1536 nt
Organism: Clupea harengus (Atlantic herring)
Lineage: Eukaryota; Metazoa; Chordata; Actinopteri; Clupeiformes; Clupeidae
Product: tetraspanin-8-like
Cellular component (GO): membrane
Source: RefSeq, a predicted model, not a curated record
UCUCUGUAUUGUCGCCUUUUUUGCCAAGACAGCUGCCUUUGUUCCCUCUGGUGGCGCACUCAUGGCCUUCCCACAUGUGAAAAAUGCACUAUUUCUCAUCCUAACACACGCACACACACUCACUGGGACACGCACAAACAUAUGGUCCUGGAAGUCCAUCUGAAAAGAGUCCUAAACGAAAUGCGCAGUGUUUUUUGCAGGGAGUUAGCUCCCUUAUAAGACAAGAAAAGGAAACAAACGGAGCUGGACAUCAUCUGAAAGCUGAAGAUUCUUGUUUUGUUCUCGGCCAUUACUCAUCCCUCCUCUUGGACUAUCAACACAGCUUUUUUUUUCAUUCUUAUAAUUGUAACCCUGUUUUUUUUCUGCUCGGCAAUACAGAGACGUUGUUGUCGGAGUUGGUUUUGGGGUAUGGCACCUCCAAACACCUGUCUCAGACGGGCAUUCACUACUCUUGAUGUUAUACUCACGAUCCUUGGGGGCUUCAUCCUUGCCUUUGCGCUGUUUCAUCAUGGAGGUCUCCAUAACGAGCAGAAGGUGGAGGAUUUCCAUGUUGUGUUGAUCUCUGGGUAUGUCCUUGGGGCAGCCAUAGCGGCAGGUGCCAUACUUGGACUUUAUGGAGUUCGUAAAGAAAAACAAUGGGCACUGAUUGCGUCCUCAACUGGUCUGACUAUCGUCAGCCUAUUUCUUCUUCUGCUCUCCAUAGCAACAGCAAUAGAGGCAAACAAGGUGGAGGAGUACAUUGAAGAUUUCUAUAAGGUGGACCGUCUCCAUGAGGCCAGUGAAGAGAGGCAGCAUGAUGUAGAAGAAUGGCAAACAAUGCUCCAGUGUUGUGGGCUCCAUAACGGGUUCCAAGACUGGCACGGGCAUCAUCCGGAAUCUUGCCUCUGCCCAGAGAAACCAGACAGCUCCAUCAAAUGUGUCACUGCUUCUUUCAUAAACGGGACCACAACUGUAGAGGAGCUGGUGUAUGCGCAGGCCUGUAUACCAUUGAUGGUUGGGUUCAUGAGAAAGACAUUCAACAUUUUCCUAACAGUGCUGUUUGGCUUAUCAAUUCUUGUGGUUGUUGCCACGGGUCUGACUAUCGCUUUGCUCUAUCAAAUGCGAAAGAAGACAGUCAAUACAUCAGUCAUGUUCAAACAUUCUCCUAGCGGCUCAACUUACGCACAGUUCGCCAACUCUGACCAACAUUAUUUGCUAACUUGAAAGUGGCACACAGCUUACUUAGAUUUUAUGUUGAAGUAACACAUGCACAUGUAUAUGCUGAAAGAACAACUGUUAGAAAACACUGGGAGAAUUGUUAGCUAACACAGAAAACAUUACUGUGACAAAAUUCUAAACAAGCAUUUAUUUUUUUAACCUAUACCAAGCUGUAAUUUGCCAAAUUAAGCUACGUCCUAACCCAUUGCCUUUGUGUUGUCUAUGUCUUUGAACCAUUAAAAACAUAAAACAUGUAUACCUCUACUGUACUGCCAAAUUGCUUUGGAUAAAAAAGUGAAUAAAUAAAUGUUUUAGUUUCUGAUUAAAACCUUGCUGUGA